Cyprinodon tularosa is the source of this 5218-nucleotide messenger RNA. RefSeq names its product guanine nucleotide-binding protein G(I)/G(S)/G(O) subunit gamma-7. The coding region runs from base 372 to 584 and encodes 70 amino acids. Gene Ontology annotation, molecular function: G-protein beta-subunit binding. The record is from RefSeq and is a predicted model, not a curated record. Lineage: Eukaryota; Metazoa; Chordata; Actinopteri; Cyprinodontiformes; Cyprinodontidae. Gene Ontology annotation, cellular component: heterotrimeric G-protein complex. Gene Ontology annotation, biological process: G protein-coupled receptor signaling pathway. The transcript is spliced from 4 exons.
UCCUGUCUUAUAAUCACUCUGACGCCUUUGUGUCGCUCCUGUAAACCCCCCUCCUCCUGUUGGACUGUCGCUGCCGAGGUUCGGCUGCAGCAGGAGAGGGGGCUCCAUCGGUGUCACGAAUCCGGAUUUCCCCCCAACCUUUUAUUUAUUUAUUUUUUUGCCGGCAGAGAGGGUGGGGAGGACCGGGGACAGGAGUGAAGCCAAUGUAAAUCCAGCUGCCGUCCAGGUCUGUCCUCGUUACCUGCAGACUGUUUUGCUGCCGCUGCUGCUUUACCUCAGGUUGCCUCUCCAUCUUCACACAUUAGUGUUCAGAGAGAGUCCUGUCUGCACACCAUCAGUCAGUUUUCUCCUGUGUUGGUGUCUUCUGAUGGAUGAAUAUGUCCACUUCUAAUAAUAUCGCCCAGGCCAGGAAACUGGUGGAGCAGCUGAGGAUUGAGGCAGGGUUUGAACGCAUUAAGGUGUCUAAAGCAGCAGCGGACCUGAUGAGUUACUGUGAGCAACACGCUCGUAGCGACCCUCUGCUGGUUGGCGUGCCCACCUCUGAAAACCCUUUCAAGGACAAGAAACCUUGCAUCAUCCUAUAGCUCCAUAGCUGCUUUUUAGCUCUCAAAGACAUACAGACAAACACGAAUACAUACACACAUACAUAAAACAGAUGCACCUAUUAACAUAGGCUUACACAUGAAAGUUAGCAUUUACAAUAAAAAUCAGUCCCUACACUCUCUCAGAUAUCAAGAAACCCUAUCUGACAUUUUAGGGCUACAAAUUCAAUCACUAUAAAUUUAGCAACUUUGAAACAGUGCCACAACCCAGAACCACCAGUAGGGGGCAGGUAUCUUGCCCCUUACAGUGUGAUAUCAGUUAGAUACAGAGUAUGGUCCAAGGUGCUUUGGUAUUAUCCCCAUAUGCUGGUAAAUUAAGAACUGUUUAUCAUGAAAAGGGAUUUUUGACCUUAACAGUCAGUAAAAAGCUGUUUCUUUUCCAUCAUUGGUCAUGAAGCGAGGUGUUGGGUAAACGAUGGGCAGCUGCUACACAGGCAGGCAGUGGGAAGAAGCAUGUGGGAAACACAAAUGAGUGGUAGGCGCAAAGCCAACCGUGCCAAACACGACACACUGUCGCAUUGAAAAGCCCAAUAAAUGCUUAUUUUUCUGCGGAAACUUAAAAAAAGAAAGAAAAAAAAGACAAUCCGAGAGCUUUGUCUUUAGCUAGAGUCUUUGCUUUGGUCAGACCACAGCAUGUUCCCCUCUUGAAUCCGUAUCAACAGACCUCUUCUCCGCCUGCAGCCUCUGUGUGGCUGCCUCCAGCCAAUUUUGGCCAAGCCUCUAGCUGUGCCAACCUGUACAAAAACCUGUCUCUAGAUGCUGAUUUGCUGUCGCUGGUUCCACUGCUGGCUUGUGAUAGCUGCUGUUGGUCAACAUUGAUGUCUUAGCGGACUUCAGAUCUGCACCAACCAGAGGAACGCAGUGAACAGCUCUACAAAGAACUCAAGCUAUUAACCAUGGACGUUUACUACUUUUUUUUUUUUUUUUUUUAUCAAGAAGUACUUGUUUGUGAACUCAGUGUUUGUUUAGGUAUUUUGUUGAAGCAUUCCUUAACGUUUAAGACGAUACUGUACAUUUUUUUUAUUCUUUUACUUUGACGGAUACAAGGCGGUACCCUUGGCUGACCAGAUUUAAAUCAGGGGUCUAACCGUAUAGGAUCUUAAAGUCUCUAUUGUAUAUCAAACCUUCUUGUGCUCUAAUUUAAGUUGGAGCAAGGCCACAGACUGACAACACUGGAGAAUCAAUCUGCACCUAAAGAAAAAUAAUUUUUACUUUUAUAUAGAAGAUUUUCAGCUCUUAUUGAUUGUUUUGUUUUUUCCUUGAGCUUAUUCAUACAUUUAGGGAAUGAUUUAACAAGAUAGAGAUGUAUCUGAAUAGAAAAAUAUUGCAUCCGUAGCUUCAAAUCCAGUCAAAACAGCAAAGGAUUUUUAUUUAAUGCAAUUUUGCGACAGACGGGAUUAAUUUCCCCCUUUCUGUGUCCUCUGCUCCUCCACAACACUGCUCCAAUCUAAAAACCAAACAUGAUUGUAAAAACUGAAAAUGAAAAAGAAAGAAAAUGGCAUUAAGAGAAACAAACUUAGUGUAAAAACUUUCUUUUAGACGUGCAGAAGUGAUAAGUUGAAGAGUAGCUGUUUUGCAGUUUUAUUUUUUAUGUUACCUUCUUUCUAUGGAGUCCAUGAAAGCUGAUCAGUUGAGUAUUACUACCCUGUACAGUGUUUGUAAGAUACAAAGAUCUAAACACAGAAUUUCCCCCAUCUGUGGAUGUUAAAUUUUUUAACACUGCUUCUUUCCUUUUGUCAGUCAACAUCAUGUCUCUUUUUAUUUUUCUUUCAGUUUUUAAAGGCUUGCGACUGUGGAGGUUGGUUUUAGCCAUAGCUAAAAACAAAAUAACAGAAGUCAAGGUUAGAUCAAAGAAAUCUAACACAAUUAUGGAGUGCUACAGAUUGAGUCUUUAAAAAGGAUCAAUCAACAUCAGACCUCAUUUCAGUGGGAAACAACUAACCUCCUUAGCCUUCCUUUUCUCUUAAACAGGACAUUUUUGGGGCAACAAGAAACACAUAUUUUAUAGAUAUACAAUUUCCUUUUCUGGUCCUUUUUAUGCUGAGAGGGUUGAUACUAAAAGCACGAAUACAAAAAAGACUGAAGAUUCAUUUUUUCUAAACUACAAAAAUAGGAAAGUUGAUUUGCACAAUAUUAUAUUUUUUGAGAGUUGGGCUACAGAUCAUGAUGCUCAGGUCAGUUACACUGUAACAGUAGAUUGGCCUGUUGUGCUGCUGACGUUUGAAGACUGAGAGAGAUUCCUCUAUCCUAUGGUUCCUCAUGCAUGUAUUGUACUCAUAUCAAUGAUACACCUAGAAGUGUAUAAAAGUGGGCUUUGCUUACAGAAGCCAGACUGUGUAGGAGAUUUUAAUCAGCAAUGCUAAAUUCUGAUAUUGAACACUAAAAAUCACAACCUCAGGGUGACAGUGUAUGAAGGAUAGCGUGUGUGUUCAUGUGAGGAGGGGUUCUCUUGGUGUUUUUUUUUCUCUUUUGCAUUUCUAGGGAAAAUGCUAAGACUAUGAGCGCACAAUGUCUCCAGUUCUGCUGAGUUUCAUUUAGCAUGAUGGUGUUGCAAACCUGUGGUCCUUCAGUUCUAGGUCAGGGUUAGUCUGACAAGGGGAGAAGUCAUGUGCUGUGGCAACUGUGUUAUACUAUAAUCAUAGCAUUAUAUAGUAUAAUGUUUGUACUCUCAGUACUAUCAGGUUUCAGGGUUUUCCAGUUGUAAAUACUCUGAGACUUUCAAGUUCAAUGUCUUAAUAUUUUACUGUUGCCGCUAGGGUUGCUGUCUGCUAUAUGAAAUAUUUUCUGCUAUAUCAAAUGAAAAACAGCCUGUCAGAAGCAAAAUACACUAUAGGGCUGGACUAGCCUGUAAUAUAUACAGUAUCCUAAUUUAGUUAUAUAAAAAGGCUUCAGGAAAUUUAAACCAUUACUGCCUAAUUUAACCUGUUAUGAAGGAUGUGACAGCUAAAAAGAGACAAUAUCCCUAGCUAACUGCAAACAAUGAAAGUGGGUGGGGCUAACUAUUAUUACUACAAUUCAGACGGUUUUUAUUGCGAUAAACCAGAGGCGAAAAACUGACCUCAAUUAGUGAACAUGUUCAAUUAGCAUUUAAAAAACAUUACCUGCCUGUAUUGCUCACAUCAGUUUGCACCACAACCAGAGCAAAUCCUUCCGGUUUUCCUACGUAAACUGGUCUAAGAGUGAGCCUCUACUUUUAAGACGGAAAAAAAAAUAUGCAGAAUUAACAUCCACUUAUUUAUGAAAGUGUGCUAACUUUAGGAUAAGUGGAGCACAUGUGUAAAAAAAAGAAAACAAGUUUGCAUUGCUAACAGCUUCAAUUGAUAAACUUAGGCUAUUUUUUCCUUUUGAAAACUACAUUUCAAAAUUGAAUAUAAGUCAAUAAAGUUUGAUAGAACUAUUAAAGAGCUGUGACAUUGAUAAUUUUGCUUCUUUGGGUUUAUGAAAGAGUAAGUCAAGGUUCUUUUGAACAUGUUAAUGAAAUAUCUCUUAAACCUGAGCAUUGGCCCAUCAGCUGGUUAUCUUAGUUUGAAUACAACUAUAACAAAAUCUCCCAUUUUUGUUUUCUUAAAUAAAAUGCUUUAUAUUGCUCUCAACUUUUCUGCUCUAGAAAUGUACGAGCUUUAGAAGGGCUAGUGGGAUGAUUUUUCUGUUACAGGUUUACCCUUUUGUUUUUGUUCUGAAAUCUAACAUGCCUAAACUAAUUGUGACAAACGGAUAACGGACAUAGCUGUAGGAAUAAAUGUUUGGUUCUAUAUUUUUAAAUAUGCUAAAUAUGCUCAUAAAACUUUUCAGUUAUUGUUUCAAAUCCUUAAAUCAGUGUUAAUGCUCAAUUUAAAUACUGUUUAAUGAAAGGAAGAUGGAGAAACUUGUGGCAAAAGAUCAGCAAUUACAGACGUGUGAAAAGAACUCAUAUUCUGGUUCGAUUAAUGAAACGACAAAAAACAAUUUGUAACAAUUUAUUCAUAUUUCUUAUAUUUCAUUUUGUAAACCGGUAUUGAGGAGGGUUAAAGCUAGAGAAGUAUACUCAAAUGUAAAAUGUGCAUGCAUAUCAUGUCAGCGCACACACUGUUGCCCUAAAAAUGUCUGACCUUUUUGUUUUUAUACACUUUUUCUCAGUCAUUCCAUCUCUUCCUGGGCUACAAUCAAAGACAGUCAGGCUGAAUUGCUGAUUUUGCCGACAGUUUGUCUGAUUGAUUAGUUGUUACUUUGCCUUAUAGUGGCGUAUAUUGUGUUAUUGCUGGUCAUGGAUCAACAGAAUAAACAGUCCUGAAGUGAAGCAUAUGGCUCACUGUGAAUUCACUAAGUGAGCUCGACAAAAUUCAUUUUUGGUCCCACUGAGGAGAGUUUUAGGCUCUUCACUGGUCAACUGUCAUAUCAAACAUCACUCAGUGGGCUCGGCGUGCCAUCUGAGACUCAUUUUUUUGCGUUCUGAUCUCCAGUGUAUGCAUACAGUAUAUGUAUCCUUUUGCCUUGAUUAUGAAAAAAAUAUAUAUAUUUUUUGUAACUGUUCUCUAAUGUGCCAUAACUCAUGUUUUCUUGCACACUGUUAAUAUUUUGUGGAUAUUGCUGUUAAAAAAUAUUGAGAAGUAGAUAACAUUAAAAAAGAUAUGAUUACA